CCUGUGGCCUCAGUUCAGCUCUCCCCUCUCUCACGGCGGCGGCACCCUGCAGUCAUGCUCAGUCUCAUCAAAUUUCCACGAGUCUUCAGCAUCAAUCAGGUGCCCAAAGUUUUCCAUGAGGACAGCAUCAUUUCUGGGUACCGGCACCCCAGGAGCUCCGCCACCGACUGCAUCCUCAGCCUCUUCCAGAUGACCAAUGAGACGCUAAACAUCUGGACUCACUUUCUACCCACCUGGUACUUUCUGUGGAAACUGGUGACGGUGGUGCUGAUGCAGCAGGGAUGGCAGGACUCCUUCACCUGGCCUCUGAUGGUCUUCCUCCUCUCCUGCUGCAUUUAUCCGUUGGCGUCCAGCUGUGCUCACACCUUCAGCACCAUGUCUCCGCGGGCGCGCCACAUCUGCUUCUUCUUUGAUUACGGGGCGCUCAGUUUCUACAGCCUGGGGACUGCAGUCGUUUAUUCAUUUUACGCGUUCCCCGACAAGUGGGUGAACAGCUCCUUUCAUCAGUGGUACAUCCCCGUCGCCAUGGCCAACACGCUCAUCUGCACCGUCCUGGCCUGCUACUCCAGGCUUGGCUUUCCCUUCCUGCAAUAUAACCGUGACUUGAAAAGAUUACCUGGGAGUCCAAGUUUCAGCAAAUUCUUUCGCAUCCUUGCCUUCGCCUACCCCUACCUGUUUGACAACAUUCCUCUCUUCUACAGGGUGUUUCUGUGCACGGGGGACGGCUGCACUGACAACGACACCAACAUCCUCCACUACAAACACAUCGCCUUGGCUGUCCUCACUGGCUUCCUGUUUGCCACCCGCUUACCUGAGCGCCUGGCACCCGGCAGCUUCGACUACAUAGGUCACAGCCACCAGCUCUUCCAUGUGUGCGGCAUCCUCGGCACCCACUUCCAAAUGCUGGCCGUAGAGCAGGACAUGGUGACGCGACGCCCCUGGCUCACCGCUAACUCCGUGCCCGUCUCGUUUGCCAACUCUCUGGGCCCAGCACUGCUUUGCGUGGUGGUGAAUUUGAUCCUCAUCUGCCUCUUUAGUCUGCCUCUCCUUUCUGGCCCGGCGUGGCAGAAAAGCAAACAGGGAAAAAAUAAAAAGAAACUCUGCUCCUGCUACUAAAUCUUAACCCAGGUUUUUAAAGAUGAGUGAAAAGAAUAGGGGGGUAAAGAGAAACGGUAUACAAGCAUUCAGCUGUGAUAGCUGCUGUUAAAGUAUUCAAGAGCUGAGCUGAAGAUCUAGGGACGAGUUGCACAAUACGCUUAGACACAAUGAACAUUUUAAUGAAACUGGUUCUUGUAUAGAGCAGCUGGUUUGCUGUAUUAUGCAUCGGUGCUUCAUAUGUUUGUACAGAGGUGUGUGUGUGUGUGUGUUUUUUUUUUUUACUGUGUUCUCUGAGUGUCAUACAUGUGGUGAAUGAAGAGACUACAGGGAACAAAAAUGAUGUCAAGUUCAAAAUUCACUUUUUUAAUUUAGAAUUUACAGGCUGAGAUUGUCGCUUUAACCCUCCUGUUAUGUUCGUCUCUAGGGUGCAGCAAAAAUGUCCGUGGGUCAGUUUGACCCGGGGAGUGUUUAAUCAUGCAAUAGCGUCAGAAACCAAAAAGUUCCUCCAAAACAUUUUUGUAUCUGAUUAUU
This is a messenger RNA of Xiphophorus maculatus (southern platyfish), 1629 nucleotides long. It is a transcript of the gene paqr5b, whose product is annotated as progestin and adipoQ receptor family member 5. The record is from RefSeq and is a predicted model, not a curated record. Gene Ontology annotation, cellular component: membrane. Bases 55 to 1116 code for a protein of 353 amino acids. Gene Ontology annotation, molecular function: signaling receptor activity. NCBI's taxonomy places the organism in Eukaryota, Metazoa, Chordata, Actinopteri, Cyprinodontiformes, Poeciliidae. The transcript has 8 exons.